GGAAUGAUGUAUUGAACAUUUAAAUAUUUUAGAGAGAUGUUACAAUAUAUUAAAAAAAAAAACCAAAAACAUUAAGUGAUUCCUCUAUAGAUUGAAGAAGAGCAAGGUAAAAUAAUUACAAAUUCAAAUAGAGUUUCAUUUACAAAAGUAAUAGGAUUAAUUUAAAGGGUUUGCUAUAGAUAUAAAAUAGACAAAUAAAUAAUUAAAGGAAGAUAUGAAAGUUUUACAAGAGACAUCUAAAUAGUUGAUGGAAUAAAUUUAAAAUUUAGGUUAUGUAUAAAUAAUUUCAUAUUCUAAGUUUAUUUAGAACUAAAAUUCAGAUGUUGAAUUAAAAUUAAAGCAAGUAGGAUAAAUGUUAUCAAUAAUUACUGAAGAACUGCAAAGUGAAAGUAAAUAUUUAUUAAAUUAAUUAGACAAAAAAGAUGUACAGUAGACGAAUAAAUCUGUAAUUAGAAUCGAUUAAUUUUUCUAAGAUUCAAAAGUUAACUCACCUAAUCCAUACGUUGAUUAUAAUAGUACAGCUUUGAAUUAAUUGGAUUAUGAAUGUUUUAUAGACUCGUUCUUAUGA
Molecule: messenger RNA, 568 nt
Organism: Paramecium sonneborni
Lineage: Eukaryota; Ciliophora; Oligohymenophorea; Peniculida; Parameciidae
Source: the annotation of a GenBank genome assembly